GUUACAGAGAAGCUGCAACUUCUGAAAGCAGCAGGUUUGGGGAUUUACAGACUGCGGCGCCAACUGCUCCUGCUCCUCUUUCGUUUGCAGGGUGCCCCCAGCUCGGGCUGGGUGGGCGGCACCCAGCUUAGUCCUAUCCAGCCGGAAGAAAGAGGUCGGCACUCUCCCAAGUAGCCCACCCUUUUGCCCUUGCUCUUAUAUAUAGAGCAGGAAGGGCACCGUUUGUAGCCAUCUCCUGGCACGGUGACUGGAUCCUACUGCUGCUGGUGUAAAGAUGACUGGGUUAAGUCCCUUUGCGCCUAAGCUGCAGCAGCUGCUGGAGAGGGAUCCCUACCUGACUCCUUUUGAGAAGGACAUCGAGCGCAGAGAUUACAUCGUAUACUGUACAGGAAGGAUCUUCUAAGCUAGGUAUGCCACUUUUCAUCGCAUCUUGAAGAACAUUGAAGAAAAUGAAGGUGGUCUCGACAAAUUCACCAAGAGUUACCAAACAUUUGGAGUCAACAGAUUUGUAGAUGGAGGACUCUAUUGUAAAGAAUGGGCCCCUGGGGCAGAAGCAGUGUUCCUCACCGGUGACUUCAAUAACUGGAAUCCAUUUUCUCAUCCAUAUAAGAAAAUGGAUUUUGGGAAAUGGGAGUUGUUCAUCCCACCGGGACGAGAUGGAUUUAAUCCUGUGGCUCAUGGAUCAAAAUUGAAGGUGGUCAUUCGAAGCCAAAGUGGAGAAAUUUUCUAUCGCAUUUCUCCUUGGGCAAGACAUGUGGAUCGUGAGGGCACCAACGUGAAUUAUGACUGGAUACACUGGGAACCAGCAAUUCCAUAUCAAAGAAGGCAUCCUGUUCCUAAGAAGCCUAAAAGCUUAAGGAUCUAUGAAUCUCAUGUGGGAAUUGCUUCCCCUGAAGGGAAAAUAGCUUCAUAUAAAAACUUCACAUACAAUGUACUUCCGAAAGUCAAGGAUCUUGGAUAUAACUGCAUUCAGUUGAUGGCUGUAAUGGAACAUGCCUACUAUGCCAGUUUUGGUUAUCAGAUCACAAGCUUUUUUGCAGCAUCAAGCCGUUAUGGACCUCCAGAAGAUUUGAAGGAACUGAUUGAUGUUGCCCACUCAAUGGGGAUUAUUGUCCUAUUGGAUGUUGUACACAGUCAUGCAUCGAAUAAUUCUGAAGAUGGCCUGAACAAAUUUGAUGGCACAGAUUCUGCUUUUUUCCACUCUGGUCCCAGAGGAACACACACACUUUGGGACAGUCGACUUUUUGACUAUGCCAGCUGGGAAGUUUUGCGAUUUCUUCUCUCUAACCUAAGAUGGUGGAUAGAGGAAUAUGGCUUUGAUGGCUUUCGAUUUGAUGGUGUUUCAUCUAUGCUAUAUCACCAUCAUGGUAUUGGUGAAGGCUUUAGUGGGGAUUACAAUGAAUAUUUUGGUAUGCAUGUUGAUGAAGAUGCACUGGCUUAUCUAAUGAUGGCAAACCACAUGAUACAUUUCUUGCAUCCGGAGUGUAUAACAAUAGCAGAGGACGUUUCUGGAAUGCCAGCCCUUGGCUGUCCAAUUGCAGAAGGAGGAGGUGGAUUUGAUUAUCGCUUGGCCAUGGCAGUUCCUGACAAAUGGAUUCAGAUAAUUAAAGAGCUCAAAGAUGAAGACUGGAAUAUGGGCAAUCUAGUAUUCACACUAACAAACAGACGACAUGGCGAGAAAUAUAUUGCUUAUGCAGAAAGCCAUGACCAGGCUCUAGUUGGUGAUAAGACACUGGCGUUUCGGCUGAUGGAUGCAGAGAUGUAUACCAAUAUGAGUAUUAUCUCUCCUCUUACUCCAAUUAUUGAUAGAGGAAUACAGCUUCAUAAAAUGAUCCGCCUCAUUACUCAUUCACUUGGAGGAGAAGGCUAUCUCAACUUCAUGGGUAACGAGUUUGGGCACCCAGAGUGGUUAGACUUCCCCAGACAAGGCAAUAAUGAAAGCUACCAUUAUGCUAGAAGACAGUUCCAUUUAGCUGAUGAUCAAGUUCUUCGUUAUAGAUUCCUAAAUGCAUUUGACAGAGAUAUGAACAAAUUGGAAGAAAGAUUUGGAUGGCUUGCAUCUCCCCCGGCUUAUGUAUCUGAAAAACAUGAAUCAGACAAAGUCAUUGCUUUUGAGAGGGCAAAUCUUCUAUUUAUAUUCAAUUUCCACCCAUCUAAAAGUUAUACAGAUUACAGAGUGGGUGCUGGAAUACCAGGAAAGUAUAAAAUUGCACUGGAUUCUGAUGCACCAGAGUAUGGAGGACAUAACAGACUGGACCAUAAUACAGAAUUCUUCACUCAGCAGUAUUCACAUAAUUAUCGCUCAGAUUCAAUUUUGCAACCCAAUUCACUGAAUGAAAUUGAUGGCCAGCCCCGAAGGAAGCAGCACACAUACUAUGUGGAGGUGUACAUUCCAAGCAGAGUAGCCAUAGUUCUUCAGAAUAUGGAUAUCCAAAACUGAGGACCACCAUCUUACAACUACUGCAAAGCCCAGACAGGAUUUUGAUGAUAAUGGUACGCACGACUUACCACUUGGAAACUUUUCUCAUGAAGAUGUGUUAAAUAUUGAGAGCUUAAAUGUGUACUUAUUUAUUUGUAAUUACAAAGCUCUCAAAUUACGAAAUGCUUGAAAUGAGAGAAAUGAGAAAGGUGCAUUGUUGCAGCUUUACAUUUAGAUUGUUGCAGAAUUAGAUGUCAGAGCAGCAGGCAUCCGCAAAAAUAAUGUUUCCAGGAUUUUUUUAGUAGGAAUAAUGUGAUCUAUUGCAAAAAAUAAAAUUAAUUAUAUACUCAGUUUUCAGUAAUUUGUUUUGAUCCCAUUUAUGAUUUUGUGUUGAAUAAAAAAUUUUCAAUAGACUGCUGUUUUUGUACUAGAAAAAAAUUGAAUUUAAUAAUUAUUGUAUUGCCAUUAAAAAGUCGCCUUAUAGACAUCUUGGACAUUGUAGGUUCCGAACUAAAAAGGUGCUUCUUAUUUCAAAUUUAAACAUUGGGAAAGAGAGAUUUAAUGAAAAUCUUGCAAGAAAAUGUGUUUUUUGUGAAGCUGUAAGACUUGCGAGAUUGAGACUAACAUCAAUCGAGUGGUUUUACUACAGUCAAGCUGUACAGUUAACUCAUUUAAAUUGUGCCUAAGUUUUUUACUGAAACAAAAUCAAAAUAUUUUCUGUUUUGCCUGUCCUGUGUUGGGACUCAUGUGUUUCAGGGUAUAUCUUUGGGCAGGGGUGACCAUAUCUGAGAGAGAGCUUUUUUACUUCAAAGAAAUAUAUUACUUUUGUGGAUUAUGUCCUGUGAAGCAUGCACAGUGUAGGCACAUUAGUAUAGGAUUAUAAAGGUCACACCAUACUCAAAAAUAUUUUUAAAAACAAAAGCCACUGAUAUGCUCACUGAUGUUUUCACCUGGAAGACAUGAUCUUGCAUCUUUCUAAUAUCUAUUUUGUUGGUCAGGAAUAAACAGUGAAAGGAAAUAGUUUUAAACAAGCUAGGUAAUUUUGAAAUGAUGGUUUAAAAUAAUUAUUCUGUAAGAUUUUUUAAAAGUUAGUACUAUUAUAUAUAGUACUAUAUUUGAAUUGUGAAGUAAAAAUGGAAAUUUUUACAAAGUUGAAGAAAUAUAUUGAAUACUUUUGUAAAGGACGCAAUAGGUUAAUUACAUUUCAUUUGUAGUCAGUUUUGUCGUGCACUUGUCGUAAAAGUGUUCAUCAUAAGAAAAUACCCCCCAAACCAAUUCCAGUUGAAACAUUUCUUUGUCUCAGUUUAUGAACUGCAUAGUACUUGUGCUGGUAUUCACAAUACCCUUUUAAUUAAUAUAGAUGCUUUGUUAGAAUUUUACUGUGAUUAUCAUCGAGAGCAAGGACAUACAUGUCGGUGAGUGUUACGCAGGCAGUUCAGAACUGCCCAUGCUACUGCAGGUGUCUAACAAACAUUUCUGUGGUGCUGUGCAACAGGACUCUUCCACUGCUACUUGCCGAAUUGCAUGUCAUGGGGGGAAGUAGCAAGUAGUACCAGAAGAACCCUGUUGUGGGGGGAAGUAGCAAGUAGUACCAGAAGAACCCUGUUGCGUAGCAUUGCAGGCAUGUUCUUAGACACUCACAGUGAUGUGGGAGUGGCUUUCUGAGCUACCCACAUUAAGCCACACAGCAUGUAAACCAAGGUUAUGAAGGCUAUUGGAGUCCAACUGAUGCAUUCAGUGGGAGCCAAUUGCUUGUGGCUUCUUCCCAUGCUUCUUAAAAAUAUAUAUAUAUUAAAACCAAAUUGGGUGGACAAAUUUCAUUAUUCCCUUCCUACAUCAGCCAUGGAAGACGAAGAGAUGAGGACGAGGAAGGGAUCAGACAGAAGAGGAAGGGAUCAGAUAGCAUUCCUGUGAAAAACCAGGUAAUUUCAUUCUGGCCAUGUCACAGUGACAUUAUCAGACAGGUAUAACAAGAAGCUAUAGACAAGUGAAACAUCGCACAUGAAAACACAAAUAAUCUACAUCAAUGUCACUUAGAAUAGAGCCACUCUAGCUAUAUUCUCUAUAAGAGAUCCACUGUAGCUUCUGUUGUCAGUGCAUUAUGUCUGAUAAUAUUUGCUAUAUUGCUGAUUAAUGUUCUACCUGUUUUUCACUUCUCAGUUUGUAAAAUGAGAGCUGAAUUUCCACAUUUAAAAACAUGCUGUGCAAUUUUUUUCCAAACUUUAACUUUAGAGGUGAGAUAUAGAGCUCUAUAAAUAUGUGAUGUACUUAUGCCAAAUGGAUGUAUUAAUAUAUAAUGAAGAUUUUACUGGCCCUAUGUCUGGGCUUGUAAAUGCAGUGCAAGCCAAUUGUCCAUGUCAAACUUUUAUGCAAGAAAAGCAAUAAAUAUGUAAUGUGAUUAGAAACUAUAAAAUUACAUGCAAAUAAACUGAGAUGUUUAAAAAGUG
Molecule: messenger RNA, 4866 nt
Organism: Hemicordylus capensis (graceful crag lizard)
Lineage: Eukaryota; Metazoa; Chordata; Lepidosauria; Squamata; Cordylidae
Gene: GBE1
Product: 1,4-alpha-glucan branching enzyme 1
Exons: 18
Coding region: 614-2440 (608 amino acids)
Biological process (GO): glycogen biosynthetic process
Cellular component (GO): cytoplasm
Molecular function (GO): 1,4-alpha-glucan branching enzyme activity; cation binding; hydrolase activity, hydrolyzing O-glycosyl compounds
Source: RefSeq, a predicted model, not a curated record